Messenger RNA from Cynara cardunculus var. scolymus (artichoke), 1586 nucleotides. RefSeq names its product probable protein phosphatase 2C 34. Gene Ontology annotation, biological process: protein dephosphorylation. The transcript is spliced from 6 exons. The record is from RefSeq and is a predicted model, not a curated record. Gene Ontology annotation, molecular function: protein serine/threonine phosphatase activity. The coding region runs from base 241 to 1338 and encodes 365 amino acids. Lineage: Eukaryota; Viridiplantae; Streptophyta; Magnoliopsida; Asterales; Asteraceae.
AAUACAAAAAAGCUUUCUGGAGUUUUGAUAUGCACACAAUCCGUUUGUGUAAACUUCCAACUCAGCUUCAUUUACAAAUCGAUGGAGUGGAAGUUAUCUGAAUCAUCGCCGUACACUGCUUGUUCUUCCGGGGAUUCUGCCGGUAUUUGUGGUUUUCCGAUCAACUUAUCGGCUGCUGUAACUCUUAUCCGCCAUUGAAGAUCUUUUGUUGAAGGAAAGCUGGCUAAAAGACAAGAAAUAAUGGUGCAGUUUUCGUCUUUCUUAAACGGAUUGACGAAAAAUAUUACAACAAAAAAUGGCAAGAAGCGAAGGAUCAAUCUUGGAAGAGAAGCUACAAUUGUUUUGGCCAAGGAAGCAAGGAAAAAUGGCUUAUUAUUGACUUCUCCCGGUAAUGUUAGUGCCAAAUGGUCUAGUAAUUACGUAUCGGCUUAUUCUAGGGGAGGGAAUAAAGGAAUAAAUCAAGAUUGCUUCAUUGUAUGGGAGGCAUUCGGAGGGAAGGAAGACGUUAUGUUCUGUGGAGUUUUUGAUGGGCAUGGUCCAUGGGGUCACCUGGUCUCAAAAAGAGUGAAGAAGGUAAUGCCGGCUUUUUUGCUUCACUACUGGCAAGAAGCUUCUGCUCAAUGUUCAGCCGGGUUGAAGAAUGCGAAUCUUAAUCAAUUUGGUAUGUGGAAGAAAUCGUUCAAAAGGGCUUGCUCGACUGUUGAUACUGAUCUUGAGCUUCAUCCUGUGAUUGAUUCAUUUUACAGUGGUACAGCUGCUUUGACCAUAAUCCGAGAGGGGGAACUCAUUGUGUUGGCAAAUGUUGGCGACUCUCGGGCAGUACUUGGAACCAGUUCGGAUGAUGGUAGCUUGGUAGCCGUUCAGCUGACUGUAGAUUUUAAACCAAAUUUACCUGAGGAAAGCGAGAGGAUACAUAAGUCCGGAGGGAGUGUGUGUGAAGCAGACGAUGAACCUGGAGUGUCGAGGAUUCGUGCUCCACAUGAGGAGUCCCCGGACGGUCCAGGACUCGCACUUUCGCGGGCUUUUGGUGACUUUUUUGUUAAAGACUUCGGUCUUAUAUCUGAGCCAGAUGUGAUCCAAAGAACCGUAACCACACGAGAUCGCUUCGUCAUUUUGGCAACCGAUGGGGUAUGGGAUGUCGUCUCAAACGAAAAGGCGGUCGAGAUCGUUUCAUCAGCAACGGAAAGGGACGAAGCGGCAAAAAGGAUCGUUGACUACGCAGCCGGUCAAUGGAAACUGAAACGGCCGGGCUAUGCAGUGGAUGACAUCUCAGUUGUCUGCCUGUUCUUCCACAAUCCAGUGGCAGAUCCAGAAAUCUUAUCAAGCGGUCACACAUAAACAUACAAAAUGAUGGCAUCGUUAAGAAACCGUAAAAAAAUUUGAUACUGCCCCCGAACAAUUUUGUGGUGGCACGGGAACCCGCUAAGCAUGUCUUAUUAUCGUUUUUAUGGUGUAAAUUAGUGUUUAAAUAGUUUGAACCUUUUUACCGUUUUCAAGUGUUCCUUUUUGGGAAUCUUUGUUUGUAUAACUUUAUAACCUUAAUGGCCAAUAAUUGGAUCCAAAUUUGGGAAGCUAAAUAUGUUGCU